Messenger RNA from Rhodofomes roseus, 1341 nucleotides. Its product is annotated as Aldo/keto reductase. Gene Ontology annotation, molecular function: oxidoreductase activity. Bases 295 to 1074 code for a protein of 259 amino acids. The record is from RefSeq and is a predicted model, not a curated record. NCBI's taxonomy places the organism in Eukaryota, Fungi, Basidiomycota, Agaricomycetes, Polyporales, Fomitopsidaceae. The transcript is spliced from 8 exons.
GCACGGACGCGAUCCAUGCAGAUCUCCACAUCUUGUCUUGACUCGGUUCGAGUUCGCGCUCGAGGAACACUGUGCUUGCCGCCCUGAUUUUGGAAGCCGACUUUCUGGGCGUUCGAGAACUUUGGCGUUACGACAGCGGAAGGGUCCUCGGCCUCUUGCACUGACGCUGAUCAUUAGACCGGAAAUGACGACAUUGAGCCUGCAGUCGACCGUGCGGCUGUCCUCUGGUGAAGGUUUUGAACCGACGGCGUCAUCGUCGACCUGUAUGGCACUCAUUUCAGUCCAGGAUAUGACAUGCCGUUGCUCGGAUUCGGCGUGUAUCAAAAUUACACCACAAAAGAAUCGGUUCUCGAGGCGCUCGAGGCGGGCUACAGGCACAUUGACUCUGCACAGGCCUAUCGGAACGAAGCUCACGUCGGAGCUGCUGUGAAAGAAAGUGGGAUACCUCGAGAGGAGGUCUUUGUGACGACGAAGUGUAUCAACAAAACUCAUGGAUAUGAGAGCACGCUGAGCGGCGUCAAUGCGUCCCUCGAAAGGCUCGGAUUCGAUUACAUCGACUUAUUUCUGAUACAUGAUCCGAUGUCUGGGCACGAGCGACGCCUGCAGACUUACAAAGCACUGCAAGAUGCUCGAGCGGUAGGUAAAAUCCGAACCGUCGGGGUCUCGAACUACGGAAUAAAGCACUUGGAAGAAAUAAAGGACGCUGGUUACGAAAUGCCUGCAGUCAACCAGAUUGAGUUGCAUCCAUUCUGCCAACAGAAGCCAAUCGUAGAGUACUGUCGCGCACAUUCAAUAGUGGUCCAGGCGUAUUGUCCCAUACUACGGGGGAACAUGGAUCACCCUGAAAUUAUCAAACUUGCUCAAAAGUACCAGAUAGACCCAGCCCAGGUACUGUUGCGAUGGUCGCUGCAGAAAGGGUUCGUUCCACUCCCAAAAUCUGCCACGCCCGCGCGGAUCCGAUUGAAUUCGCUUCUCUACGACUUCGCGCUAGACGACGAGGACAUGGCGCGGCUGGAUGCUCUAGAUAAGGGCAAAACCGGAUCCAUCAGCUGGAAUCCAGUCGAUUGGGACUGACUCAGCGGCAGUACGGUGUUCAGUAUUACUAUACGUACCCAGCACAUGGCGCUCUGAACCUGAGACGAGACGACAAUACAAUCGUUACAUCAUCGACCUCGUUGGCAGUCGCUAACGCUCCACGGACGACAGCGUCUUUGCCAACGCCGCGUGAACCCGGCACUUACAUGCCACACGUCGAGGCGCGCAGGCAUACCCAACCACAAGCCCAAGCCGAGUAAGUGUGAGCGACUGUCCCGAUAUAGAGCAGACAACACUGUAGCCUGC